Messenger RNA from Larimichthys crocea (large yellow croaker), 1764 nucleotides. RefSeq names its product sorting nexin-6. The transcript is spliced from 14 exons. Gene Ontology annotation, molecular function: phosphatidylinositol binding. NCBI's taxonomy places the organism in Eukaryota, Metazoa, Chordata, Actinopteri, Sciaenidae. Bases 248 to 1357 code for a protein of 369 amino acids. The record is from RefSeq and is a predicted model, not a curated record.
GUUUUCCCCUCGCCAGCACUUUAGAUUUGGCACUGUCUUACUCUAUUUCUCACAGGACCAUUGUGCACUUUGACCCAGAGGAUAUCCUGUGCCUGCUCAGCAGUUGGAGCGUGAGCGCACCAAAGCCAACACAAGACAGAAGAUCUUUACAAGCUUUAUGCACUUUUUAAUCGAGAUAAAAGUAGAUCUAAGCAUUCUACAGAGCAGACACAAGGCAGACUGGAAACAUUAACUCACAGGCUUGAUAAUGAUGGAAGAAGUGAAGGACGUUUCACCUACUCUGAGUGUCCAUGGUCAUAACAUUAAGGUUACAGAGGCACUGAAAGACGGGGACACACUUACUUUCCUACUUGUGUCUCAAAAGGUGUCUGGGACAGGAGAGUACCAUGUGGCUCGGACCUAUGAUGAUUUUGAAUGGCUCCAGCAGCACCUGUUCUCUCAGGAGGAUGUGCCCGGGAUCCAGGGAGUCAUAUUUCCUCCUCUUCCUGCAAAGGCUCAGGUGAAUGCAUCUGCAAAAGUCGUGAAACAGCUUGGUUUUCUUGCUCUGGAAGAGUGGCAGCCGUACUGUAAAGCGCUGGAAGCCUUCCUCCGGCAGAUUGCUGCACACAGCAUACUCAGCAAAAAUAAAGCAGUGGAGAUCUUCCUGACCAGCUCAGACCCUCCAGGCAGACAGAGAAUAAAGAAAAACAUUUUCAACCGGCUGAGCCAAGCUGUGGAAGGGAUGAGGAAAGAAGGCCAUAAGGACGUGGAUGAGUUCUUUCAAACUGAACGUGAUCAUAACCUUCUUCUAACCGGCUGUACCAAAACUGCAGCUGAGAAAUUCCUGGAUGUGGUGCUAACUGAGCAAAAAAUAGCAGUGGCCUGUGGACACUUCUCAGCUGCUUUGCAUCUCUGCGUUGAACCUGGGGAGGAUCCUGACAAACAGGCUUUCUCUAAGGCUUGUGUGAAACUAUCCGAAGUCUUCGAUUCUAUGAAGAAAAAUAUGACAAGCGUCGCUGAGAACAACUUGAACACUCUUGGGCUAGGCCUGGACUUGGAGUCACGCUACCAGGAGGCAGAAAAGGAAAUGCUCUUCAGGAGAACCUGUAAACUAGUGGAGUUAGAGGCUGCGAGGAAGAACGCAGAGAAGGCCAAACCUGUAAAGAAGGCUGCUAUGGAGGAGGUGAAGAAAGCAGCAGAGACAGAGUUUGAACACAUUUGUGGAGUUGCUAAACAGGAGAUCGCGCACUUCCAUGGCGUGCGUGUGGAGAUGUUGCGGCAGUCUCUGGUUGAGUGGUGUGAAAAGCAGCUUCUUACGGCCAAAGAAAACGCCGACCAGUUCAACCAGCACCUGCAAGCCUUUAGGGGUCUGGCCUAGUGACCCCUCGAUUUAAUGAAGCAUCCUCAGUAUGUCUAUACAUAGCAUGGGAUAACCCAAACAUGUCCUUAACCCUGUUGUGCUGUGGUCAGAUGCUUUAUUGGAGUCGGUUUCAUCCAGUGUAAAUAAAGAAAUGUAAGUAAUUGAGGCGUUCUUGAUAAUCAAACACUAUCCCUAUAAUUUGUACACACUCCUUUAGUCUCCCCUCAAUCACACUCAACCCAGAAAUGAUGGUUUUGAUUUUGCAGCAGUGGAAAUGUUCUUUUUUCUUCCAUUGUGUGGGUGCGUGAGCAUGUAUGUUCCAUACCACGCUCGUACAUUUGUGCUGAGAGAGUAUUGUGCUGCUCUCUAGCUACUACAUCAAGCUGGGGUCACACAAAAUAAAGUGUGAUGAAUUGAUUCCCAAA